UUGUAGUUCAUUGUAGUUGUAGCAGAUGAUAGCCAAUGGUAACAGAGUUGUCGGCAUGAUUGUCGGUACCUGACAAUUCCAUCAUGUGUGAUCAUUAUCACUUUCACUUUGUUUAUAACCUUAUCUAUUGUUAAAUUAAUAGUAAUGUUACAUUAUAUUUAAAGUAUAAUUCGAAUAUUUGUUUUUCGUAUAAUUUAUAAUCAGUGUUAUUCUAUGGACAUGUCGAUGACUACUGAAAAAGAGAUUGAACUAUUAUUAGCUGGUCAUUCUUUAGAAAUUGAUGACACGCAAAUAGCUAACCAUGCGGCAGCGAAUGAAAUAGGUCCAAAAGGAUUACCUGGUACAUAUGUACCACUUUGCCAAAAAACUGUAACAUACAUUGUUGCUGCUGUAGUCAUAAAUAAACAAGGAGAAGUAUUAAUGAUACAAGAGGCAAAAGCUAGUUGUAAUGGGAAAUGGUAUUUACCAGCUGGUAGAGUUGAACCUAAUGAAAAUUUGAUAGAUGCUAUUAAAAGAGAGGUAUUAGAGGAAACUGGCCUUAUAUUGAAACCAGAGACGUUGAUUUUAAUUGAAUGUGCGACUGGCUCCUGGUUUCGAUUUGUAUUUACUGGUACAAUAACUGGUGGGAAAAUGAAAACAUUGGAAGAGGCAAAUGAAGAAUCAUUGCAAGCAUGUUGGGCAAAGGAUGUUAACGAAUUGUCACUCAGAUCACAUGACAUAAUUUCUCUAAUAGAACGAGGUAAAAAUUAUGUCAUGAAUAAAGUUGGUUCACAGCAUCCGUGUUUAUUGCCAAUUUUUACACCAAUGAGCAAAUUAUUAUUACGACUUGUGAUCACCUCAAAGAAAAGAGCAACUAUUUGCGCUUUCAGUAUAAGGUCACUGGUGGUAGUUUUCAUAACAGAACAACGACAAUCUGAUUAUGACUGUGAAUGUGGAUGAAGGCUUAGGUUGGAGUUACAAUAGGUACACAUACAUGCACAUGCACUUGUACAUAUACAUUUAUAACAAUGAUUAUACUAUUUCAGUUUUCUUUGCUUUAGUCCAAAAUCAUACUAACUAUGUUUUAUAUAAUGUUUGAAUGAUACGUAUAAUAUUUCUCAUAGGAUCUAUUAUUCUUCGAUGAUGAAUAAUAUAAAUAUUAACUAUACUUCUACAAAUUAAUUAAUU
Molecule: messenger RNA, 1167 nt
Organism: Ceratina calcarata
Lineage: Eukaryota; Metazoa; Arthropoda; Insecta; Hymenoptera; Apidae
Product: 8-oxo-dGDP phosphatase NUDT18
Exons: 3
Coding region: 214-939 (241 amino acids)
Molecular function (GO): 8-oxo-GDP phosphatase activity; 8-oxo-dGDP phosphatase activity
Source: RefSeq, a predicted model, not a curated record